Bombyx mori (domestic silkworm) is the source of this 3316-nucleotide messenger RNA. It is a transcript of the gene Rlb1, whose product is annotated as ankyrin repeat domain-containing protein 12. Gene Ontology annotation, cellular component: nucleus; 90S preribosome. Lineage: Eukaryota; Metazoa; Arthropoda; Insecta; Lepidoptera; Bombycidae. The record is from RefSeq and is a predicted model, not a curated record. Bases 184 to 1506 code for a protein of 440 amino acids. Gene Ontology annotation, biological process: maturation of SSU-rRNA. The transcript has 3 exons.
AAUGACGGCAAAAGACCCAAAGAAAAAUAGAAGAAUAAAUUACAGUUUACUUACAAAAGACGACGUAUGGCAUACAUUCCGUUUGCCUGUCCACUGAAAAAUCAAGAAAAAAUAAUUGGAUUAUCCAUGGGGCACAUAACCUCACUUUAAACGUAAACAUUUAAUUUAUUUAAUUUUUGAAAAAUGGAAGUCGGCGCUGUUAAACAAGCAUUCAAUAAUGAGCUGAUUCUUAUGAAGAAAAGUUUAAAUCAAGCCAAGACUCAUACUAUACACAAAUUGACUAGAAAAGCUAAAACAUUAACUGAAAAGAAAACUUCAGAGAAACUUAAGCAAAAACUUACAAGGAAAGCAGAGCUUGCUGUAAAAGAAGUUUUAGAAAUAAAGAAAAUCAAGCCUAGAGAUGUGGCUAAAUUUGCCAUAACACACACCGGAGAACUGAAAAACUAUUUGAACAAGCCAACGGUAGACCAAGAACGGGUCUGCUCUAGACUUCUCCUCCACAAAUCUAUGCAAGAAAAAUACAAAAUUAUAAGACGUAGAUUUGCUAACAUACCAAUAAGGGAUCUAUUCAUGUCAAGACAAGAACGAUUAAAAUUGAAAAAGGAAGAAAAAGAAAAGAAGAAACAUAAGAAAGAACUUAAAAACAGAAAGACUAGUAAUUCAGGCGACUGGGAUAUUGAAGAAAUUAACACUAGCAAUGAACAUAUAGUAACUGAAAAUGGUAACUCUGAUUUAUCUAAUGAGCAUGAUAUUAUAAACGGUAGCAAUAAACCCUCCGAUAUAGAAGAGGAAAGUGAAAUUGAAUCUGAAAGUAAACAUGAUAAUGCUGCAAGCGAACUUGAAAAUGAAGUGGAUGAUAGUGAGCAAAUUAACAUUAAAUCACUAGAAAGUAAAGAACUGCCUACGCAUAAAAUAAAAGACUAUAAUAAUAUAUCAGAUUUACCUUUGCCUAAAAAGAAAGAAACAAAACAAAAACCAGUAAAGAAACAAAAAGAAAACAAAAAUAAGAAUUUGAAUGAAAAGCUGUCACAAAGAAAGUUCAAAAAGGAUACCGAUGUAACUCAGUUAGUUGAAAAUAAAAUAGUUGACCCAUUCUUUAUUACUUCGACUGGUGAAAAUUACAUGUCUGUGGCUGAACCCAGACAACCGGAUGAAUUCAAAGAAAUUCAUAGACAAGGGAACAGAAAAUUGAGAAGGGCGGCCAUGUUUGGUCAUGUCCCAAAAAUUAAACCCAGACGAAAUAAUUAUGAAGGAAAUAACUUUAAUACAAAUAAUUUCAGUAGAAAUAGGGAGGAAGAUUUUAGCACCAAAUCAAGUGGAAGGUUUGAUAAUAGUAAACCAUCUAAUUUCAACUAUAAAGAUAAUGAUAAUAAAAAAACAUUUGGUGGUAAAAAUGAGGAUGUUGCAAAGAAAGAGGAAAAAUUACAUCCAUCUUGGGAAGCCAAAAAAAAGCAAUCUGGUAUACUACCAUUCCAAGGGAAGAAGAUUGUAUUCGACGAAAGUUAAUAAAUGUUGAAAUAAAGAAAAAUCUUUUGUCUUCUUCUAAUCACCUUUUUUUUAUUGCCCGAGCAGGCAGACGAGCAUACGGCCCACCUGAUGGUAAGUGGUUACCGUCGCUCAUGGACGUCAGCAAUGCCAGGGGCCACUGCCUACCUUUUUAUGGAGGGUAAGAAGUAAGGAGCGUUAGAGGUAGUAAGCGUAAGGAGGUAAGAGGGAGGUGAAGUCGUCGUGGCCUAAAGGAUAAGACGUCCGGUGCAUUCGUGUUGAGCGAUGCACUGGUGUUCGAAUCUCACAGGCGCGUACCAAUUUUUCUAAUGAAAUAUGUACUUAACAAAUGUUAACGAUUGACUUCCACGGUGAAAGAAUAACAUCGUGUAAUAAAAAUCAAACCCGCAAAAAUUAUAAUUUGCGUAAUCACUGGUGGCAGGACCUCUUGUGAGUCCGCGCGGGUAGGUACCACCGCCCUGCUUGUUUCUGCCAUGAAGCAGUAAUGCGUUUCGGUUUGAAGGGUGGGGCAGCCGUUGUAACUAUACUUGAGACCUUAGAACUUAUAUCUCAAGGUGGGUGACGCAUUUAUGUUGUAGAUGUCUAUGGGCUCCAGUAACCACUUAACACCAGGUGGGCUGUGAGCUCGUCCACCCACACUGGCCGACAUCAUUUUCCUUGUUCAAGUUCUGAUUAUUUUUUUCCACUAAUUUGGUAGUGCUGAUUUCGAAAUUAUACCUCAUUUUAUCGUAUCACAUCAGGUUUUAAAAAAAGUUAAGACAUUGGCUAUUUUAAAUUUUUUGAUUAAAAUAAAUUAAAUUUUAGAUUUUAGCGCUCUUUUCUCGAAUCGUGCGACCUCUCGUGAGGAAAUAUAUUAGUUGCAACAACGGCACACCCAUUCGAAACAGGUUACUUGCAAAUAAACCUCUACAGUUACUUUGUUUAUAAACUUUUUACUGAAAUUAGUGUGUUUAUUUAAAAAAAAAUCUUACGUUUUACUUAUAUAUAUAUUUUUUUAUUUUAUUUUUUACUUAUAUACAAAAUUUCCAUGCUUCUUGUGCGAGUGGGACAGUAGAGCACGAGACAAGCACUACGUUCAAAAAUAAUGGAAUCCUCGUAAAAAUCUCAAAGUAGGAACAAAAAACGUUAUACGAAAAAAAUUAAUUAGUCCUGAAAAGAUUUUACUACCUCCGCUUCAUAUCAAACUCGGUAUGAUGAAAGAGUUCGUUAAAGCAUUGGAUAAAAACAAUGCUAGUUUUGAAUACCUGUGUAAAAAAAUUCCAAGAUUAUCUGAUGCAAAAAUUAAAGAAGGAGUGUUCGAUGGACCGCAAAUCAGAUCUUUGAUGGCUGAUGAAAAAUUUGAUGUCACAAUGAAUAACACUGAAUCAGAUGCUUGGCUGGCGUUCAAAGAUGCUGUCAACAAUUUUCUAGGAAAUAAUAAACAUCCCGACUAUAAAAAUAAGGUUGCAAACUUAUUGGAUAAGUAUCAAAAAUUGGGGUGUAAUAUGAGCAUAAAACUCCACUUUCUAGAUUCACAUGUGGACUUUUUUCCUGAUAAUCUUGGUGAUUACAGUGAAGAACAGGGAGAAAGGUUUCAUCAGGACAUAAAAACUAUGGAGACAAGGUACCAAGGUCAAUGGAAUGUGAAUAUGAUGGCUGAUUACUGCUGGUCACUGACACGUGAUAUUACUGAAGAUACUCACAAAAAAAACUACACCCAGACGUUAUUUUGUCGCGAAACGUAAAAGAUGUCACUCUAAAUAGUCCUGCAGCAUUGUUUAGACUCAAUGUUUUCUUUGUAAAUGUUCAAAUAUAUGAUUUUGUAGUAUGA